This is a messenger RNA of Stylophora pistillata, 1173 nucleotides long. RefSeq names its product aminomethyltransferase, mitochondrial. The record is from RefSeq and is a predicted model, not a curated record. Gene Ontology annotation, cellular component: glycine cleavage complex; mitochondrion. Gene Ontology annotation, biological process: glycine catabolic process. Lineage: Eukaryota; Metazoa; Cnidaria; Anthozoa; Scleractinia; Pocilloporidae. Gene Ontology annotation, molecular function: aminomethyltransferase activity; protein binding.
AUACUCGUGGUCGAAAAUAUUUCACAACCCUGCGAGGAGAAAAAUGAUUUUAACGUCGAUCUGAGGUUAUUUUGGUGGACCGUAUUGAAAAUCUUGGAAAAUGAGUGCUAUUUUCAGAUUAUUUCCCAGUAGGUUUCUUUGUAAAGCCUGUAGUAGGAAUACUCUGCUUCCGAUGUUCAGUGCGCUAACAAAGACUUUGAAUGGUUCUCGACCGUUUGCAACAGAUUCUGAGGACCUCAAGCUGCCAAAGUUCUUCAGAGUGGUGUGCAAGAUGAUCUUAGUAACAUGUUUUUCAUGCAUGGUGGUGUAAUGGAUGUGUUUGGAAUCAAGGACGUGCGAGUUACACGUUGUGGCUACACCGGAGAGGAUGGUUUUGAGCUGUCAGUGAACAAGGACAGAGCUGUUGAUUUGACGAAUGCAUUAUUAGAAAGCAAAGAGGCAGAUGUCAAACCAGCAGGCCUGGGACCGAGGGACAGUCUGAGAUUAGAGGCUGGGCUUUGUCUCUAUGGAAAUGACAUUGAUGAAAACACGACACCUGUUGAAGCUGUUCUUGUGUGGACAAUUGGGAAAAGACGGCGUGCCCAAGCAGACUUUCCAGGAGCAGAAAUAAUCCUCAGACAGAUCAAAGAGAAGGCGAACAGGAAGAGAGUAGGGCUUCUGUCCAAAGGCCCUCCUGCGCGAGCGGGGGCAAAUGUUUUAGAUGCUGAUGGUAACAAAGUAGGUCACGUGACAAGUGGCUGUCCAUCACCGUGCCUGAAGCAGAACAUUGCAAUGGCUUACGUACCAACAAAAUUAUCCAAACCAGGGACAGCAGUGCAUUUAGAGGUUUACAAAAAGAAGAUUGAUGCUCAAGUUGUGAAAAUGCCUUUUCUGCCAACAAACUACUACUUUGGGAAAUGAAAACGAAGAUGACUGAUUCAAGAAUUACUCUCGCAAACGAAAUGAGAAAAUGAAAUAACUACCGUGACUUUCACGUAGGAAUACUUUUAAAAUUGACUAGACUUGAAAUACUGUGUGAAACGUAUCAAAUAAUGACGUAUUUAUUGAUUAUUUUAUAGAGGUUUUUUAAUGACGUCUUACCCAUGAAUUGAAGAUUGAAACUUCACUCUGCCAUUUAAAUAUUCUUAUAUAAUAUAUGUAAUACACGUUUUCGGAAAUAGAAAUUUAAAAGUC